Molecule: messenger RNA, 1245 nt
Organism: Neurospora hispaniola
Lineage: Eukaryota; Fungi; Ascomycota; Sordariomycetes; Sordariales; Sordariaceae
Product: ribonuclease H-like domain-containing protein
Exons: 3
Coding region: 1-1245 (414 amino acids)
Cellular component (GO): nucleus
Molecular function (GO): exonuclease activity; nucleic acid binding
Source: RefSeq, a predicted model, not a curated record
AUGGCUUCUCGACAACAAACCUCCCACAUGGCUCAUGUGCAGCUCAUGGGCAAAGCGGCAAUGGGCCGUCAAGUCGCCGAGCCCAUCGUCGCCUCCGAGGAGUACAUGCAGUACCUGACCAAGCUGAUCCCAUCUACACCGGAGCUUGUAAAGGCCGGCUUCGUAGUGAGUCCGCUCACCCCGACGGAGCUUCAGGCAAAGGUCAAGUGCAAGAACUGCCACAAGAGAUGCACAAAACCUGAUCGUCCACCUAGAGGUAGAAACUCCUCCUACGCCGGCAACAUGGAGGGUUCCAGUAAUGGAAGCUUCACAAACGAAACUGCCUCUACUGCGUCAAACUCUGGCCCGAGCCAGACGUGUAGACUCAGAAGCCAUGGCGAGCUGCUUGACGAGGGCAAGCAGGCUGAGACUACCUCUGCAGCGCCACCGUCCCCUUCUCAAUUCCGCCCCGCCGUCGCCAUCGACUGCGAAAUGGGCGUCUCCUCCGACUUUGAAUCCGAACUCAUCCGUCUCUCCUUAAUCGACUACUUCUCCGGGCAAAUCCUCAUUGACCGCCUCGUCCGCCCCAAGGUUCCAAUGCAACACAUGAACACGCGCUACUCGGGCGUCACGCGGCAGGAUCUUCAGAAUGCCAUUCGCAACAGGACUUGUAUCCUCGGUGGACUGGAAGAGGCGCGCAAAGAGGUGUGGAAGUUUGUAGGGCCGCAGACUGUGGUAGUUGGACACUCGGUAAGAAACGAUUUGAGUGCUUUAAGGUGGAUACAUAAACGGUGUGUGGAUAGUUUGGUGGUGGAGGAGGGGGUGAGGAGGAAGAUCAAGGCCAAGGAGGAGGAGGAGGAAAAGGUGAGGGAAAAGCAGAAAGACGAGAGGUUGUUGGAGAUAAGCUUGCAUUGUGGCCCGGGGAUGGCGGAGGAGACGAGAAGGAUGAUGGAGGAGGAGGAGAUCAAGGAGAAGGAGAAGAUGAAGAAGAUGAGGGGGAAGAGAGGGGAAGAUGGCAUGUCGUUGAAGGCGCUGACCAAGAAGAAGCUUGGUCGUGUGAUUCAGGAUGGUGGGAAGAAGGGGCAUGAUAGCGUUGAGGACGCUGUGGCGGCUAGGGACUUGAUCCACCAUCAUAUUUUGGGUCUGAUGCAGAAGGACAAGGAGAAGAAGGAGGCCGAGAGGGAGGCUGAGGCUGCUUUUGCUCAGGUACUGGCGGAGGGUACGAGGGAUGCGGAAAUAGGUUCUGUUUUUGCUGCUUUCCCAUGA